Papaver somniferum (opium poppy) is the source of this 963-nucleotide messenger RNA. RefSeq lists its product as uncharacterized. Gene Ontology annotation, molecular function: nucleic acid binding; RNA-DNA hybrid ribonuclease activity. The transcript has a single exon. The record is from RefSeq and is a predicted model, not a curated record. NCBI's taxonomy places the organism in Eukaryota, Viridiplantae, Streptophyta, Magnoliopsida, Ranunculales, Papaveraceae. The coding region runs from base 1 to 963 and encodes 320 amino acids.
AUGUUUAUGUGGAAAUUGAUAAAAGAUAUUCUUCCUGUGGCAUUAAAACUCCAAAGAAGGGGAAUAUCAGAGAAUUCUAAAUGUCCUCAGUGUCAGAAUAGUAUGGAGACUAUAUCUCAUCUUUUCCUCCAAUGCCCUAUUGCUGCAGCUGUUUGGUCUUGGGUGUCAACUGAUGUUCUUCAGGAAGCUAUGGUUUACAGAGAUAUUACACAAUGGAUUCACUCUUGGAUAGAUAAAUCUUCUUUAGUAUCAAUAAGUAGCAGACAUCAUCUUAUGAAUCUAGCAGUAUUCACCACGUGGUUCAUUUGGAAAAGUAGAUGCCUAAAGCUGUUUGAAGGAAAAACUCAAUCCCCCCAGUCUAUUGUCCACCAGAUAAUCAAGUUUUGCAGUUUACAUAACAUUUGCAUUCAUAAUAGAACUAAUAAUAUUAGUCAUCAUAAUAAUCAUAUGAACACUACUAUCACUCGUUGGCAGCCACCUCCUACUGAUUGGAUAAAAAUUAAUUUUGAUGUUUCUUAUACUGUAGACUCUAACUAUGCUGGGUUUUUUAUUGUUUUGCGAAAUCAUGUAGGAGAACUCUUGGACGCCGUGGCCAGCACAGGAUAUGUGAGAGACAUCGACCAAGCAGAAGCUAUGGCAUUACUAAUGGUAUUGAAAUGGAUUCAAAGUAAGGGCAUAAGUAGAGUGCAAGUGGAAGGUGACAACAAAGCAGUGAUAGAAGCAGUUCAAAGGAAUCAGGUGAAUCAUAUAAGAUGGGAGGAUCAACAUCUGAUUUCAGAGAGUAUUGGUCUGUAUAAUAAUCUUCAAGUUCAAGUAAGGUAUGUAAAUAGAGUGUGUAAUGGAGAUGCUGAUGUUGUAGACAAGUAUGCUCGCAAGAAUAAAUGUUCAUAUCAGUGGGAGGUAAUAUCUCAGGCAGUUAUUACUCCGUUACUAUCGAAGGAUGUUAUUAAUAUGCAGAGAUAG